Molecule: messenger RNA, 1359 nt
Organism: Prionailurus viverrinus (fishing cat)
Lineage: Eukaryota; Metazoa; Chordata; Mammalia; Carnivora; Felidae
Gene: POU3F1
Product: POU class 3 homeobox 1
Exons: 1
Coding region: 1-1359 (452 amino acids)
Biological process (GO): brain development; regulation of transcription by RNA polymerase II
Cellular component (GO): nucleus
Molecular function (GO): RNA polymerase II cis-regulatory region sequence-specific DNA binding; DNA-binding transcription factor activity, RNA polymerase II-specific
Source: RefSeq, a predicted model, not a curated record
AUGGCCACCACCGCGCAGUACCUGCCGCGGGGCCCCGGCGGCGGAGCCGGGGGCACAGGACCGCUUAUGCACCCGGACGCCGCGGCGGCAGCUGCGGCGGCGGCGGCCGCCGAGCGGCUGCACGCGGGGGCCGCGUACCGCGAAGUGCAGAAGCUGAUGCACCACGAGUGGCUGGGCGCGGGCGCGGGCCACCCUGUGGGCCUAGCGCACCCCCAGUGGCUACCCACGGGAGGAGGCGGCGGCGGCGACUGGGCCGGGGGCCCGCACCUGGAACACGGCAAGGCGGGCGGCGGCAGUACUGGCCGAGCCGACGACGGCGGCGGCGGCGGAGGAGGUUUCCACGCGCGCCUGGUGCAUCAGGGGGCGGCCCACGCGGGCGCGGCAUGGGCACAGGGCGGCACAGCGCACCACUUGGGCCCGGCCAUGUCGCCGUCCCCAGGAGCUGGCGGGGGCCACCAGCCCCAGCCGCUCGGGCUGUACGCACAGGCGGCCUACCCGGGGGGCGGCGGCGGCGGCCUGGCCGGGAUGCUGGCGGCGGGCGGCGGCGGCGCGGGGCCCGGCCUGCACCACGCGCUGCACGAGGACGGCCACGAGGCGCAGCUGGAGCCGUCGCCUCCGCCGCACCUGGGCGCCCACGGACACGCACACGGACAUGCACACGCGGGCGGCCUGCACGCGGCGGCGGCGCACCUGCACCCAGGCGCGGGCGGCGGUGGCUCGUCGGUGGGCGAGCACUCGGACGAGGACGCGCCCAGUUCGGACGACCUGGAGCAGUUCGCCAAGCAGUUCAAGCAGCGGCGCAUCAAGCUGGGCUUCACGCAGGCCGAUGUGGGGCUGGCGCUGGGCACGCUGUACGGUAACGUGUUCUCGCAGACCACCAUCUGCCGCUUCGAGGCCCUGCAGCUGAGCUUCAAGAACAUGUGCAAGCUCAAGCCGCUGCUCAACAAGUGGCUGGAGGAGACCGACUCGUCCAGCGGCAGCCCCACCAACCUGGACAAGAUCGCGGCGCAGGGCCGCAAGCGCAAGAAGCGCACGUCCAUCGAGGUGGGGGUCAAAGGCGCACUCGAGAGCCACUUUCUCAAGUGCCCCAAGCCCUCGGCGCACGAGAUCACCGGCCUGGCUGACAGCCUGCAGCUGGAGAAGGAGGUGGUGCGCGUCUGGUUCUGCAACCGGCGGCAGAAGGAGAAGCGCAUGACCCCGGCGGCCGGGGCCGGCCACCCGCCCAUGGACGACGUUUACGCACCGGGCGAGCUGGGGCCGGGCGGGGGCGGUGCGUCGCCGCCCUCGGCGCCCCCGCCGCCCCCGCCGGCCGCACUGCACCACCACCACCACCACACACUGCCCGGCUCGGUGCAGUGA